AUGGAAACGCAAACCGUCUUGGCAUCGCGCGAAUCCGGACGGAGCUCCGAGAGCAGCUCUCUAGAUGCCGUCGCCAACGAGAAACAGAAACUGGCGGCGCACGACAGCUUGCCAGACCUGACCAACUCGGCCUCUCCGAAAAGAUGGAAGACCUUCUGGAAGUCUUUCCGGUAUCUGCACAAUCUGACGCCCAAGCAGGUGGAUGACUUUAUGGCUUCCUACGUCAUCUACAACCUCGACUGGUCAGAUGAAAAGCAGAUGGUCGAGACCCUAGGCCCGAAUUAUCAGGCCAAAGUUGGGGACUGCCUCAAGGCAUACUAUGGAGUCCUCAACCACCUGUGUGCGCUAGGUGACGUGGAGAAAAUGUACAUCCCGCCGUUUAUGAGCAAGAAGGCGACCGUGCUAGAGAACCAACUGUUGUAUGAAGAGUCAAUUGCGCAGGACAUUGGCUUGUCGCCGGGGUAUAAAGUGCUGGAUCUGGGCUGCGGCCGCGGGCGGGUGGCCGCGCACAUGACGCAAUACUCGGGCGCUCAAGUCACGGGCUUGAACAUUGAUCCCAACCAGAUCGCUCAGGCACGCUCCUACAACGAGCAACUCGGCUUCACCUCCAAUUCUUUCAUCGUCCAGGAUUUCAACAGCCUGCCUCUUCCAUUUGAAGAUGCUAGCUUCGACGCUUUCUACCAGAUCCAGGCCCUGAGUCUGUGCAAAGAUCUGCCCGCCCUCUUCCGUGAGAUUCACCGCGUGCUCAAGCCCGGCGCCAAAUUCUCCUGCCUCGACUGGGUCAGCCUGCCCGACUAUGAUCCCUCCAACCCCGAACACGUCGAGCUCAUGAGUCGCGUGAAGCCUCUCAUUGGCGCCGUCGGUACUCCCACCCCCGAGAGCCUCGAAAAAGCCCUCACCGAUGCUGGCUUCACCGUGCUGCGCUCCGACAACGCCAGUGUUGGAGGCUUGCAAGCCCCACUGAUCGAGAAGGUCGAUUUCUAUUUCCGCUCAAUGCGCCAACUGAUCCUAGGUCUCGUGAAGGCCCACAUGUUGCCGAAACACUUCAAGACUCUUAUCAACCGCCUGUGCCUCGAUGGUGAGGCGUUCGUGAAAAUGGACACAAUGAGACUCGUAACGACGAGUUAUCGGAUCAUUGCGCAGAAGCCUCGCCAAUAG
Aspergillus saccharolyticus JOP 1030-1 is the source of this 1158-nucleotide messenger RNA. RefSeq names its product class I SAM-dependent methyltransferase. Gene Ontology annotation, cellular component: endoplasmic reticulum. Gene Ontology annotation, biological process: ergosterol biosynthetic process. The transcript has a single exon. The record is from RefSeq and is a predicted model, not a curated record. Bases 1 to 1158 code for a protein of 385 amino acids. NCBI's taxonomy places the organism in Eukaryota, Fungi, Ascomycota, Eurotiomycetes, Eurotiales, Aspergillaceae. Gene Ontology annotation, molecular function: sterol 24-C-methyltransferase activity.